AUGGCGCCCAUGGCGCCGAGCGCGCCUCCCCCGCGGAGCCAAAAGGCGGAGUUCGUGUUGGCGGGGCUGGCGGCCUGUGGCGCCAUCACGGCCACGAACCCCGUGGAUGUGGUGAAGACGAGGCUGCAGCUUCAGGGGGAGCUGAAGGGUGCGAAAGCAUCUGCGUACACAGGCAUCUUGCAAGCCAUGGGGCGCAUCUUUCAGAAAGAAGGUCUGCGGGGCCUGCAGCGGGGUUUGUGCGCGGCCUAUCUGCUGCAAUUCUCCAACGUGGGCUGCCGCUUCGGGUGCUACGGGUAUCUGAAGCAGUUGUUUCAGGUGCGGCCUGGGGAGUCCACCGGCGCGUGGCUGAGCGCCAUGGGCCUGGGCUUGGCCUCCGGGGCGCUGGCGGGCCUGGUGUCCAACCCCUUCUUCCUGCUGAAGAGCCGAUUCCAGGCUGCCGGGAGCGAGGAUGUGAUGCACCAGCACUCUCACCCCUCCUUGAGGAGCGCCUUCCGGGAGAUUGGCAAAGCGCAGGGCAUUGCCGGCUACUACCGGGGCCUCUCCGCCUUUGUGCCUCGCGUCGCAGUGGCCACCUCCGCGCAGCUAUCUACCUAUGAUGUCAGCAAGGAGUUCAUCCUGCGGCGGACGGAGGUGAAGGAGGGAGUUGCCACGCAUUUCGGGGCGAGCCUCAUGUCAGGGCUGGCGGUGACGCUGGCCAUGCAGCCCUUCGACAUUGUGGCGGUGAGGCUGAUGAACCAGCCGGCCACCGGCGUGCCUCUCUACACGGGGCCGCUGGACUGCGGCCGGAAGAUGCUGAGCCACGAGGGACUGCACGGCAGCCCGGUGGGUGGGGAUCUGGCGGCCCCGCCGGCCCAGUGUGCCCUGGAAAUGGAGAUUUCGUCCUUGGACUGGAUGGCCCUGGAGAGGUGCGUGACCGGCGGCUCGGGGUUCCUGGGGUCUUGGUGCAUCAAGCUGCUGCUGGAGGAGGGCUACACAGUGCACACCACCACCAGGAGUGCAGAGAAGGCCUCCUAUCUGCGGAAGCUCCCAGGCGCCGAGCGGCUCAAGAUCUUCGAUGGCGUGGACCUGCUGAGCCCUGGCGCCUUCGAUGCCGCCAUCCAAGGCUGCGUGGCGGUGCUGCACACCGCCUCCCCCUUCUACAUGAAAGGAGGCUCCGAGGAGAAGCUCGUGACGCCCGCGGUGGAGGGCACCCGCAACGUGCUGGACACCUGCCGCAGGCUGGGAGUGAAGCGAGUGGCCCUAACCUCCUCCACCGCCUCCGUGUAUGCCAACUACGGCACGCUGCCCACGGAGCACGUCUACAGCGCCGCGGACUGGUCUCCGGCGGAGCUCCUGCGAGAGAAGGAGAACUGGUACUGCCUCUCCAAGGUCAAGGCGGAGGAGCGCGGAGCGCGCGACUCGCGUCUCGCGUGA
This is a messenger RNA of Effrenium voratum, 1413 nucleotides long. Lineage: Eukaryota; Dinophyceae; Suessiales; Symbiodiniaceae. The record is from the annotation of a GenBank genome assembly.